AUGAAGGAAUUUCUCUUAAUAAUGAGUCUUUAUCUGCUUGGAUCUGCCAGAGGAGCCUCGGGUAAGCCUGAUAAGACUCCUGGCUCUCUGAAUCAAGCUUCGGUUCAGCGAUUUUCAGGUGAGCACUUUUCACUUGCAAACCCUUCAGGCAAAGAAGCUUUAUAUGUGACUUCUCCAGGCAAGAUCGCUUUAAGUGAGCGCCCUUUAGAUGAGCACACUUUGGUUGGACGCGCUUUGGGCGAGCACAGUUCAGGUAAACACGCUUCAGGUGAGCCCGGUUCCGGUGAGCAUGCUGCUGGCAGUGACCAUGCUGCAGAGGAACAGCCUGUGGGAGAAAAGGCUUUCGGGGAGCAGCCUUCCGGGGAGCAGCCUUCCGGGGAGCAGCCUUCCGGGGAGCAGCCUUCGGGCGGAAAGCCAUUGGGUGAACAGUCUUUGGAUGAAAAGCCUUCGGGUGAACAGGUUUCGGGUGAAGAUGACGCAGGUGAACCAGUUUCAGGGGAACAGGCUUCAGGUGAACAGGACUCAGGUGAAAAGCGAAUGGAUGAACCGCCUUCGGAGAGUCCAGUGCCCAAUACAUCUUCAGACUCAGUUUUAAAAUGCCUCACGUGCUCUUAUAUGAAUGAUCAAGGAAAAUGUCUUCGUGGAGAAGGAGUCUGCACCACUCAGAAGUCCCAGCAGUGCAUGUUGAAGAAGAUCUUUGAAGGUGGAAAACUGCAGUUCAUGGUUCAGGGCUGUGAGAACAUGUGCCCAUCCAUGAACCUCUUCUCCCACGGAACUAGGAUGCACAUUAUAUGCUGUAAGAAUCAGUCUUUCUGCAACAAGAUCUAG
Molecule: messenger RNA, 828 nt
Organism: Pteronotus mesoamericanus
Lineage: Eukaryota; Metazoa; Chordata; Mammalia; Chiroptera; Mormoopidae
Gene: ACRV1
Product: acrosomal vesicle protein 1
Exons: 4
Coding region: 1-828 (275 amino acids)
Source: RefSeq, a predicted model, not a curated record